This is a messenger RNA of Cyphellophora europaea CBS 101466, 2418 nucleotides long. RefSeq lists its product as uncharacterized. The transcript has a single exon. Bases 1 to 2418 code for a protein of 805 amino acids. The record is from RefSeq and is a predicted model, not a curated record. NCBI's taxonomy places the organism in Eukaryota, Fungi, Ascomycota, Eurotiomycetes, Chaetothyriales, Cyphellophoraceae.
AUGUCUAACGAGCUUUGUCGAGUCUGUAAAGACAUAGACAUCGGAUCCCGAAAAUUGGCCAAGGAACACCACAACAUUAUGCAAUGGCGUAAGGCGGGGAAGAGGCACCUGGCAAGCAUCGAAAAAGCUGAGAACGUAAUCGAGCGGCUAAAGGAGAGGAUCGACGGCCUGGAAAGCAGUCGUGUCUCUAAAACGUUCGAACCCCUGAGAACUACUAACACCCAAGAGUCCACAGAGGGAAGCCUUUACCAUGUCACUAGCGUAGCCGCGCAGGAUAAGUCGCCUCGUUCGACGGCAGAUCUUGACAUAGAGGAAUCUUCAAGAGAGCUUGAAGCAUUGCAGCUGACGAAGAGCACUCGGGAAAGAGCAAAUUCAAGAAAUAAUUCGACCGCAGUUGGCAACUUCGACGGCAAGACAUCGGUCAGCCGCCUGGAGAAGAUCAGUAGGAUUACGGGGAUAAGUUUGCAGCAGCUGUUGGAAGGCAAAGACACCCUACCGCUCCCAGAAUCGUUUGAAAAACGUUCUCUGAAGCGUUAUCCCUGUCCACUUGUCCGUCUGGGUCGUUGCGAACAGAAACCGCAUCGCAGCUUUGAACAAUGCAGGCGGCAUGUCAAAUCUCAUCACGAGUCUUUCGCUCGAGAGCAGCCCGAGUGGGAAACAGAGAUGUUCCGGAUUAAGAUCGAGGACUCUGACACCGGCCCGGUCCUCCAUAGCAAAUCAGAUACUAACAACAAGGCCAUUGCUUUCGGUGCCGGUCCUGACCGCGGAGACCAGCAAGUGUACAUCAGAGAACAAAAGUCAUGCUCCUCUCCAGCAUCAGUCGUUUUGAAUGCAGCUAGCAUCGGUGAAACACGAGCAGCAGCAGCAGCAGCGCCGCAGGCCAACAAGAAGACUACUGCACCUGUUGCUCGCAGGGCAAGCCAAGGACGUUACCGAGUUGAUCGAAGCACACGCCCCAGCAGUGUUCGGGCAUCACAUGAUCCGAAACCGGCUCUCGCAGGUCGACUGUCCUGGGAUGCCUCGAAGUCCAACUUUGCGUGCUAUUUUGAGAAGUUGCAGUGUCACUUCAAUGAAUGUUCAGAUCGGAAAUGGAAAACCGAUCGAGCCCUUCGCCGAUCGUCACACAUUCAGUGGCAUAUGACCCAGGGACAUUUAACAGUCCAUCAGCACCAGAUUUUACUUGAGGCGGACACUCAUCUCCGCGAUUCUUCCGCUGUAAGCCUUGCCGGGGCUUCUGAGUCACUCGAAAGAAGUCGAGACAGUUGGCCCCGGUGUUUGGUUUUUUUGGCCCACGAGUUCUCUUCCGUGCAAGAGUCCUUGGAUCCGUAUUGCGGUACUCCUUUACUUCAAGACGCAUCACGUCUAGAGGAGUUAUGCUCGCUAUACCUGCAAAGGGUGAACCGUGCCUCUGCGGAAGCCGUAUCCAUGCCACAAGCGCAGAACAGCAACUUCCUGCCAACGGCAGCCGAUCCGAUGUCAGGCUCGUACUGCGAAACCUCGUCUCGAGAAGCGUCCGAAAUUCCGAGGGUGGAGCUACGCCUACCACCCGAUGAGAGGUCGGCAGAGAUCUCUUGCCUGCCAUCCGAACAUCAUAUGCCUGACUGCGGUCAAUCUUCAACGGCGGAGCCCGAUCCCUGUUUAGAAACGGCGACAAGAUGUAUGUAUCUACAGGGUCGCUUGCACGCCAUUCAAGCGCAAAUUGCACAGCUGAGAAACGCGGAAAUCGCCCUACAAGACCAGCUCGCAGCUUUACCUGAAAGAUCUGGCAAAGCUACCAAGAUUCGCAGGAUUGGUGAACCAAGCGCAGAUCACGCCACCGAGCAUUCUGGCAGCUUUAGGAAUUGUAUGGGCUCUGAAUUCCCUGCAGCGCAUGAUGGCAGCUUCAUCACGGCCACCCACCACUAUGCUGGAGCAGAUGGAGCCGAGCAAGAUCCCUUCACUACAUGCCGUGUUGGCGCCGGUGCAGGACCCCGAACGAAUGAUGUGAAUUGGACCUCGCUGACUGUGAGUUCUUCGGACAAGUCUUCGCGAUCCCAUUCUCCCAAGACACCCCCAUUACCACAUGAGUCUGUCUUUGCGGCAGGAUACAAUAGCAUUGAGGCCGAAGUCAAUGUGCCAUCAAUAGCACAAGCUAAGCAAAAAGAGACUGUUGAAGCCAUAUGGAAGAUGCCACUCCGACGCGACUACUACGGGGACCCGGGAGGCCCGGUGCAGUACUUAGAUCGUCUCUCCGCAUCGGAUUCACAGCAUCAGCAGCAAGGAGGAUGGGGGAUCAGCAAGCAGGGUGCAGAACCAUCUAACGAUCAGUUCCUAUCUUUUAUCUCGUACGACGGCUUCGGCGGUGAAUGCCCCAGUUGCAGCAUGACCGGCUACUGUAUGCUACAUCCGAUGCAGCAAGACAGCAGUAGUGCGCAAUAG